CCUGCUGAUGGUGGUUGAGGCCACCAGGGGUGAUCAGUGCCCUCAGGGCCCUUAUGGGGCUUUCAAAGAGAGCAGAGCUUUUUGUAGAGCUCUCCAGAGCAUGUCAACACGGAACCUCAGAAGUGAAAGGGAGAGACAUCCCAGGUCCUGGUGCUCUGAGGUCUCCCAGGAGGAAUUCCCUGUGGCUCCUAUUUUUCCCCUGCUCCGUCCUUGCAGAGGGAACAAGAGGGAACCCCAAGACCAGACUCAAGCAGGUGGAAGGGGCCUCAGAGAAGGAGAACUCUCGUGCCUUGUCACCCCGCCCAAAGCAGCAGAGACGUUACCAUGGCUUUUUCCAGCUACACUGCUGUGUUCAGAUCACUGGUUUUGGUGCUGGUUCUAGCACUCACUCAGUGGAAGUCAACAUUCGUAUCAGCAAGUCACAUCAUACCUUUAGGAUGGUCCAUGACAUCAGAAACCGAUCUCUUGCUCCUUGGGAUUACAGGCUUGACAAGGAUCCCAACCGCUUCCCCCAGGUGAUUGCUGAUGCUCAGUGCCGCCUCUCUGGCUGUGUGAGCCCCCUGGGGCAGGAGGACCACAGCCUCAACUCCGUCCCCAUCAAGCAGGAGAUCCUGGUCCUGCGGCGGGAGCAGCAAGGCUGCCGGCCCACCUACCGCCUGGAGAAGAAGGUCAUCACCGUGGGCUGCACCUGCGUCACUCCAGUCAUCCACCACCACUCCUAGGAGGAAUUAUUAGGGCAGACCACACUGGGAAGAAGCAAUAUAUCCUAUAGACACCCCUCUGGUGAAAUCCCACAGUCGCCCACCGCGAAUCCCAGGAAUUCAACAAGACAUUGCCUUUCCAAACCUGAACAAAUUACCUCUUGAA
Messenger RNA from Corapipo altera (White-ruffed manakin), 867 nucleotides. RefSeq names its product interleukin-17F-like. Gene Ontology annotation, biological process: inflammatory response. The transcript is spliced from 5 exons. Gene Ontology annotation, cellular component: extracellular region. Bases 54 to 722 code for a protein of 222 amino acids. The record is from RefSeq and is a predicted model, not a curated record. Lineage: Eukaryota; Metazoa; Chordata; Aves; Passeriformes; Pipridae. Gene Ontology annotation, molecular function: cytokine activity.